UGUAAGUGGGGCCUACUCACCAACACCCAUUUGGAAUCUUUUGGGCCUUGUGGGCCUUGUGGGCUUCGUAGAGUGUGAAAGAAAAGGAAAAAACGAAAAAGAUUGACGUACAGCUGGCAAGUGGAUAAGGACACGUUUGCCCUUCAAGUGUUUUUUUUAAGAAGGGACUGUUUGGUUUGUGGGAAAAUUCAUGAUUAGUUUAAUAAUGAUUUUCAUUUUGAUGAGAGUAUUUUAUUAAGAGUUUGGAUUACAUACGAUUCUAUCAAUAAUUAUGAUGAGGGGGAUGGAUUGACUGGGUUUUUCGAACAAAAAUGUAUUUGUUUGUUUUUAUUUGCGGCGGCUUGAGUUUUUUGAUUGAGAUUUGAGUGCCUUUUCCAAUUGCCAAUUGGGCAUGGAUGGGAUAUGGAAGUCCACUCUUUUUCAAGAGAAAACAAAAGGGAAAAUGGAUUAGUCCUCUUGUUUGUUUGACACAUGGAGAACUACCUGAGGAAAAACUUCGACGUCCAACCCAAACGACCAUCCGAAGAGGCUCUACGGAAAUGGCGAUCCGCAGUAUCCAUCGUCAAGAACCCUCGCCGCCGGUUCCGCAUGGUGGCUGAUCUUGCUAAACGUGCCGAAGCUCAAAGAAAGCGUCAAAAGCUCCAGGAGAAGAUCCGAAUUGCCCUAUGCGUGCAAAAGGCAGCAUUGCAUUUCAUUGCUGCGGGUAAUCGAGCCGAAUACAAGCUUUCCGACGAGGUAAAGCAAGCCGGAUUCCACAUUGAACCUAACGAACUAGAAUCCGUUUCUCGGUCCCAUGACACCAAAACCCUAGAGUCACAUGGAGGACUUGAAGGCUUAGCCAAGAAAGUCUCCAUUUCCUUAAAAGAUGGUGUUGUUUCAUCACACGUGCCUGUUCGGCAGAGGAUCUAUGGAUGUAAUAAAUAUGCAGAGAAACCUUCCAGAUCAUUCUGGAUGUUUGUUUGGGACGCCCUUCAUGAUCUGACCCUGGUUAUUCUCAUGGUAUGUGCUGCUGUCUCUAUAGGCGUCGGUAUUGCUACUGAAGGAUGGCCGUCGGGUAUGUAUGAUGGGCUCGGGAUUGUCCUUUGCAUUUUCCUUGUGGUGCUAGUCACUGCAGUCAGUGACUACCGACAGUCAUUGCAGUUCAAGGAUUUGGACAAAGAGAAGAAAAAUAUAAUUGUUCAGGUGACUAGAGAUGGAUGCCGGCAGAAGAUUUCAAUCUAUGAUUUGGUGGUAGGAGACAUUGUUCAUCUAUCUAUUGGAGACCAGGUUCCGGCUGAUGGGGUUCUUAUAUCUGGUUAUAGCUUGUCAAUUGAUGAGUCAAGCUUAUCCGGUGAGAGUGAGCCGGUGGGUAUAACCAAAAAGAGGCCUUUUCUUCUCGCCGGAGCUAAAGUCCAGGAUGGCUCCGGAAAAAUGUUGGUCACUUCCGUUGGGAUGAGAACAGAGUGGGGGAGACUGAUGGUAACUCUGAGUGAAGAUGGUGACGAUGAAACGCCAUUGCAGGUGAAGCUCAAUGGGGUUGCUACUGUCAUUGGGAAAAUUGGUUUGGCCUUUGCAGUUUUGACAUUUUUGGUUCUGACGACGAGGUUUUUAGUUACCAAGGGGAUGAAAGGCAUGAUUGGACAAUGGUCAAUGGACGAUGCCGUGGUGCUGUUGAAUUUCUUCGCCAUUUCCGUGACCAUAAUCGUCGUGGCAGUUCCGGAGGGGCUGCCACUGGCGGUGACACUGAGUCUUGCAUUUGCGAUGAAGAAAUUGAUGAAUGAUAAAGCUCUGGUGAGACAUCUUUCUGCUUGUGAAACAAUGGGUUCUGCUACCUGCAUUUGCACGGAUAAAACAGGGACAUUGACGACCAAUCACAUGGUCGUUCAUAAAAUCUGGACAUGUGGAGAAACAAGAACAGUUCAAAGCAAAGGAAAUCUUGAUGAGCUCAAAUCCUCUGUUGCUGAAACAGUACUAGACAUCCUCCUGCAAUCAAUUUUUCAGAACACCGGAUCAGAGGUGGUCAAAGGAAAAGAUGGGAAGAACACCAUUUUGGGUUCUCCCACAGAAACAGCGAUUUUGGAGUUUGGCCUGAAUCUCGGGGGUGACUUCAAAGUUCACCGAAGGGAGUCUGAGAUAGUGAAGGUUGAACCUUUUAAUUCAGUGAAGAAGAAAAUGGCUGUGCUUGUUUCUGUUUCGGACAGGGCCGGAUUCAGGGCUUUCUGCAAAGGUGCAUCGGAAAUCAUUCUAUCAAUGUGCACUAAGAUCAUGAAUUCUGAUGGGAAAGUAGUUGCUUUAUCCGAUGAUCAGAGACGGGACAUUUCUGGUGUCAUCAAUGGCUUUGCUGAUGAAGCUCUAAGAACUCUCUGUUUGGCUUUUAAAGAUGUUAAUGACGUUUCUAAUUCAGACAGUAUUCCUGAAGAUAAUUGCACACUCAUAGCAGUGAUCGGAAUCAAGGAUCCAGUCCGGCCUGGGGUGAAGGAAGCCGUCCAGACUUGUUUAGCUGCUGGGAUUACGGUCCGGAUGGUCACCGGUGACAACAUCAAUACUGCUAAAGCCAUAGCCAGAGAAUGCGGCAUUCUGACAGAAGACGGUCUGGCUAUUGAAGGGCCCGAAAUCCGGAAUAAGAGUCCUGAGGAGUUGGUAGCGUUGGUGCCAAGACUGCAGGUCAUGGCUCGAUCCUUGCCUCUGGAUAAGCACACACUGGUUAUCCAUCUGAGGAAGCAUUUCGGGGAAGUGGUAGCGGUCACUGGUGACGGAACCAAUGACGCCCCUGCCCUGCACGAGGCUGACAUAGGACUCGCCAUGGGCAUUACCGGAACAGAAGUUGCGAAAGAAAAUGCCGACGUUAUCAUAAUGGAUGACAACUUCACCACCAUUGUGAAUGUUGCCAGAUGGGGUCGUGCAGUUUAUAUCAACAUACAGAAGUUUGUACAGUUCCAGUUGACAGUUAAUAUCGUUGCUCUAAUUCUCAACUUUGCUUCUGCAUGCAUUUCAGGGUCUGCUCCUCUCAAGGCUGUUCAGCUGCUAUGGGUGAACAUGAUCAUGGACACUCUUGGUGCAUUAGCAUUGGCCACAGAACCUCCGCAUGAGGGGCUGAUGAAAAGGCCUCCUAUUGGGAACAAUGAGAACUUCAUCACCAAGAUCAUGUGGAGGAAUAUCCUUGGCCAGAGCAUUUAUCAGCUGGUCAUUCUUGCCAUCCUCAACUUCAACGGGAAAAGUCUUCUGAAACUCUCUGGUUCAGAUGCUACUGAUACUCUUAAUACAUUCAUUUUCAAUACCUUUGUGUUCUGCCAGGUGUUCAAUGAGAUAAACAGCAGAGACAUGGUGAAGAUAAACGUUAUCAGAGGGAUCUUCGAUAGCUGGCUUUUCAUGGCGGUGAUGGUCUCCACAGUGGCUUUCCAGAUCGUGAUUGUUGAAUUCUUAGGCACUUUUGCAGAUACCGUGCCACUCAGUGGAGAAUUAUGGCUGGCUAGCAUUUUAGCUGGAGCAGGAAGCUUGAUUAUUGCAGCUAUCCUAAAGUGCAUUCCUAUUGGAACCCAAAAAGAAGCUGCUGCCGUAACCAAGAACCACGAUGGCUAUGAAGCCCUCCCGAGUGGUCCAGAUUUGGCUUGAGAUUGAUUGAUUUUGAGUUUCUUGGAGAACCAAAUGCACCAUCUUGCUGCAACCCAAGACAAGAGUCUUACCAAGUUGUCCUGUUCUUGGAUGAUCGGCUAAGGAAUUGCAAUUUUGCUGGGAACCAUUUCAAAUGAUUCAUUUAGAUUUUGUUCUCUUGUCCUGCCACGUAAAUUUCCCUUUAAUGAUAAUAAAUGAAGAAUCCUGAA
Molecule: messenger RNA, 3800 nt
Organism: Rubroshorea leprosula
Lineage: Eukaryota; Viridiplantae; Streptophyta; Magnoliopsida; Malvales; Dipterocarpaceae
Source: the annotation of a GenBank genome assembly